AUGGAUGAGUUAAGAAGUGAAAUCACAGGAAAAAUGGUUGAAGAAUACCUUGAGUCACUAAGGCUCGAGAAGGGGAUGUUACAAAAUCAGUCUAGGAGAGUGGCUGGUUUACAUGAAAUAGACCCUGUAACAACCCUUUCAGCCAAGUUUGAUGCACUGUCCACUUUAGUGAGAUCCCAAGGACAAGCCAUUGAGGCAAAAUUGUCUCAGCCUCAAGUUUCAAUACCUACACCUCAAGUGCCAGUGACCCAACCUCAAGUCAAUGCAGUGAACACAGGUGAAACCUGUGUUUGCUAUGGUGGGCCCUAUUUGUUUGGUAGCUGCCCAUCCAACCCAGAAUCUGUGUAUUAUGUGGGGAACCAAAAUAGGAAUCAAAAUAAUUUUCCCAAUAACUUUAACCAAGGUUGGAGGCAGAAUCAACAGCCCCAAUAUUUCCAAAGGCAUGGGCAGCAAGCUGGCCCCUCCAAUGCUCAAACCAAAAUGCCUUUUCCCACCCAGAACUACCAACAAACUUCAAGGCAGCAAGUUGUUGUUCAACCUAGUGAGAUUCCUAUUGCUCCACCUUCUUCCUUAGAAGCUUUGUUAAGGGAAUAUUUGGUUAAGAAUGAGACUAAGCAAAACAGUUUGGAAGUUGUUGUCCAAAGUAUUCCUGCAUCUUUGAGGAAUAUAGAAUCCCAACUAGGCCAUUUAGCAAACACUAUGAAUACCAGACCCCCUGGUACCCUGCCCAGUAACACUGAAGAGCCUAGGAGAAAUAAAGAGCAAUGCAAUAUGAUAGAGCUCAUAAAUGGCAGAUCUAUAAAUCAGCCAGAAGUUGUGAAUUCUGUUGUUCAUGAUAGCCCUCAAGGGGCUGCGCAUAGUGACCCCUUGCCCAUUCUGGUUGAAUCUGACAAUCAGACCCCUAUAGAUGAGCCUUUAAGGAAUAUUUCCAUGGAAAAAUCCUCUCCAAGGGGUUCGGCACCUAAGCCAAAUAAUGAGACACAUGCUGCCUCAAAAAGACCCCCACCACCUUUUCCUCAAAGGUUACAAAAACAGAAGCAAGAUAAUCAGUUUAGGAAAUUUCUAGACCUCCUAAAGCAGUUGCAUGUCAACAUUCCAUUUGUGGAUGCAUUAGAACAACUGCCCACUUAUGUGAAAUUCAUGAAAGAAAUUCUUUCAAGAAAAAGGAGGCUAGAAGAGUUUGAGACUGUUGCUCUUACACAAGAGAGUAGUCAAUAUUUGCUUAGAAAGAUACCUCCUAAACUAUGA
Molecule: messenger RNA, 1248 nt
Organism: Gastrolobium bilobum
Lineage: Eukaryota; Viridiplantae; Streptophyta; Magnoliopsida; Fabales; Fabaceae
Exons: 3
Coding region: 1-1248 (415 amino acids)
Source: RefSeq, a predicted model, not a curated record